This is a messenger RNA of Aspergillus pseudonomiae, 1590 nucleotides long. RefSeq names its product Zn(II)2Cys6 transcription factor domain-containing protein. The transcript is spliced from 2 exons. Gene Ontology annotation, biological process: regulation of transcription by RNA polymerase II. The record is from RefSeq and is a predicted model, not a curated record. Gene Ontology annotation, molecular function: zinc ion binding; DNA-binding transcription activator activity, RNA polymerase II-specific. Bases 321 to 1502 code for a protein of 393 amino acids. Lineage: Eukaryota; Fungi; Ascomycota; Eurotiomycetes; Eurotiales; Aspergillaceae.
GGGAUAGUGAUAAGUAUGGGAUAAUCAAGGCGUUGCGUUGUUUUCUGACAAAAGCAGGCCGUUCUCGUUCUCGUUCUCGUAUUCGUUGUCGUGUCGCCCCAACAUCUUUGCCCAGGGCUAGCUACAGUCUAACCAUCGACCACACUCACGUCAGUAUCUUAGCCACGACGACAAGACCAGAAUUGAUGGAGGUAGGCAGUACUUCUUGCACUCCUAGUUUAAUGUGCGUGAUUGUGGAAGAGACGCUCAGCCCAUCGAGCGUGGUCUAUCCUUCCUGGGCCUCCCCAUUGUAAUACUUCACGCGCCGGGGUUGUCUUUAUAUGGUCCUCAACAUGCCACCUCGACGGUCGCACAAGAAAUCGCGAAAUGGUUGCGAUCAAUGCAAGGAGAGAAGAGUAAAGUGUGAUGAGAAACAUCCGAUAUGCUCUAAUUGCACCUCUCGGGAGCUUAUUUGUACCUAUUUGAAGAUCCCUAUAGUCUCAGCCCCGAGACGCACAGUUCAUGCAGUGACCGAUCGUUCCCAAGACUACCACCACCGGAGACAAUCGCAGUCAAAGCACCAUGACAAGCAGCCUAUCAGCUCCGUAAAAUCUGUCGAGCCAAGCUUUGUCCUUCGUGAUCUCGAACUCAUGCAUAAGUUCUCGACCGAGACGUUCCAAUGUCUAUGUGGAGACCAGUCUGACAUGGGUGACUGGCAGGUCCUCAUCCCCCAACAAGCAUCAAAGCAUACUUUCUUACUCCAUGGCAUCCUCGCACUCGCAGCUUUGCAUAUCGCAGCUACAGCCACAGAGCGUACUAUCGUGCUGUCAUAUCUCGAUACUGCGCUCCAAUACCACAAUAUGUCAUUCGCCCCAUUCCGACAAGCGCUCGACGCCCUCACCCCGUUGAACUGCGACGCUGUCUUCGCCCAGUCCGCCAUAAUAACCGUCAUUGGUAUCGCCUUACCGCGCCUCAACGCUCAACACAGAGGCGAAUGCUUCAGCAUGAUCGAGAACAUGAUCACCGUGUUCGAGCUCCUACAAGGCUCAACUAAGGUCUCCCGCAUCAGUCGACCAUGGCUUAAAGCCAGUAUGUUUUCUAAAUACGACUUCUGGCUGAUGGAAACCGGAGACUUGGAUUCCGAGAAGACUGUUGCUAUAAAGAAACUAAGCCGGUUGAAUACCUGUAUCGCCAAUGCUGAGCAAGGUGGUGCUAAUCGUGAGGCGAUUGACCUGUUACAAUCUUGUUUUGCUAAGUUUGCUCGUUCGUCUCAUCCUGUGGCUAUUCUUGCUUGGUUGGUCUAUGUGAAGAAGGAUUUUAUUGAUGGGCUGCGGAUGCAUCAGCCGUUUCCAUUGUUGAUUUUGAUGCAUUGGGGCGUGUUGUUGAAUGAUCUAGGGAGUCAUUUCUGGUGGGCGAAAGGUUGUGGUAGGGAUUUGGUAAUUGAGUUGUUGGCUGAGAUUAUAAGUGAAGACCCAGUAUGGGAGCAGGCUUUGGAAUGGCCACGGAAAAUGGUAGGGGUCUGAUACUUAAUUGGAAGUCAUAUCUGGUAAGGCAUACAUGUACAGAGCAUGGUGCGAUGCUGUACAUGUUUGAAUGUAUUCAUGAACGAUG